AGAGACACACAGAGAGAGAGACAGCGAGAGAGAGAAAGAGCGAGCGAGAGAGACAGAGAGAGAGACACAGAGAGAGGGAGAGAAAGAGAGAGAGGAGAGAGAGAGACACACACACACACAGAUGGGCUGGAACAUGAUGUUAAUGCUGAUGACUGACUGACUCGCUACACUGGACGGGCGACUUAAUUUUAAACAAGUGUCUGUUUUCGGUUUCCGGCUCGUUUUUUAUCCCUAAAUCGAUGAACCCGAACACGGUGGAACUUACACUCGUUUUUCCGGGAAAAAUACACAAAUAUUCCGCGUCUAACUGCUCGGUUUUCCCCUCGGACUGAGAAGCAAGAAGCUCAUUUAUUUAAUUAUUUGUAAAGCAGAACAAGGACACUACCGGUCUAAACCAAGAUCAAUGGUCCCUUCGUCUCUCUGACCAUCACUGGCCAGCACAAGGGAUUUCAAUUGAAUUACCGGUGAUGUCCAAGAGCAUUUCCUUUCCUCAAUGCAAAAACAAACGACAGCAUUAAGAAAAGAUACGGCACACCAGGGAUGGCGGAAAAAGCUUGCGCAUUGUGAGCAAAAACAAGAAGCGUUUAGUCCAUGACGCAUAACUAUUAUCGGGGUUAUGCGGAGCAAGGCCUUGCUCAGUAAGAAAGUUCCAGAGCAAAGGUGAUGCUCUGAUCACCUAAAGGAUUAUCUUAGUAAAAGAAAAAAAAUGAAUCUGAUCUCCAUUUUGUUUGUUCCACGUCGUCUUUGUGCAGUUUGGGAUGUUCUUCACACACUUGACCUCCAGUCUGGUGUUUUUUAGGACUAAAAAACACAGAUAGCUCUCUCUCAAAUAAAGAAGUGUUCUUCAAACCUCAGACUGUGGGGAAAAAUCCAAAACAUACAUGGAGAAGGGAACAAACACUUCGGUUUGGAUGCUGAUCUUUUAAGUUGGUGAAGUGGUCCUCAGGCUUUACCCAGAGAGAAGCAGCUUCACGAUUGUCACAAUCAAAGGCUGGCUACCUUAGCCCUACUGUGGCCAAGCAGUAAACUUCUCUGAAGCUUAGAAGGACACCUACAUUCUGGGUAUCUGUGAAGUAGCUACACAGAAGAUAAGGGCACUAUAUCAAGAAAACAAAAGAGGAAAGGUUAGACUUUGGAAUCAUGGCUCAUGAAGUCAUGGCUGAGAUUCGUGAUUGGCUCUUUCUUCUCCUGCUGUGCCUCACACUGUUGGCCGAGGUGCUGCAGUGUGCUGCAACUGCCUCACAGGGAAUGGAUGCAGACGGGGAUGUAGUGUGUCCCUCCGUGUGCCGCUGUGAUGAAGACUUUAUUUACUGCAAUGACCGUGGUCUGAGUGCUAUCCCACCACUUCCCCCAUCUGCCUCCAUUCUUUAUCUUCAGAAUAAUCAGAUAGAUAAUGCAGGACUUCCUACUUCCUUGGAGUACCUCACUACCGUGGAGGUUAUAUAUCUCUAUGAUAAUGAGCUGGAUGACUUUCCCAUGUAUUUACCACCAUCGUUACGAGAACUUCAUCUCCAAGACAACAACAUUCGGGUGUUACCAAGGGCUGCAUUAGCCAGGUUGCCUCUCCUGGAGAAGCUGCAUUUGGAUGACAACUCAGUGUCCACAGUUAGUAUAGAAGACCAGGCUUUUGCUGACAAUCCUCGUCUACGUCUGCUCUUCCUUUCCAGAAACCACCUUUCCAGUAUUCCCUCAGGACUUCCAGCCUCUCUAGAGGAGCUCCGGUUAGAUGAUAAUCGUAUCUCAACUAUUCCCACACAUGCCUUCCGUGGUUUGUCUUCUCUGCGCCGUCUUGUCUUGGAUGGUAACCUUCUGGCUAAUCAGCGGAUUGCAGAUGACACCUUCUCACGCCUCUCAAACCUCACUGAACUGUCUUUGGUACGGAACUCCCUUCAAACUCCACCUCUCAAUUUGCCUAGUGCACACCUACAAAGACUAUCUUUCCAGGACAAUGCCCUGAUCCACAUGCCACGGGGAUCCCUUGAUGGCAUGCGUAGUCUUCAGAGGCUGGACCUGUCCGGGAACAACCUGACCACACUUCCCAGGGGUUUGUUCCGGGACUUGGAGAGCCUGGGGCAGUUGCUUGUGCGUGGCAACCCUUGGCAUUGUGGAUGCAAUCUGCGCUGGCUAUAUGAUUGGCUGGAAGCCAAAGGAAACACCAUUACAGUCCGAGGACUGACUUGCCAGUCUCCAGAGCGAGUUCGUGACAUGCCACUAAGGGACCUUACUAGCCAAAUGGAUGACUGUGAAUUGGCAGCUGCUGGAGGUGGGGGAAUAGGUGGAGUGGGUUUGCCUGGAGGGGGAGGUACUACUGGCAAUAGAAUGGGUGGUGCAGGAGUAACUUUCACAACUAGUUUCCCUCCACAAGGAUCUCUGUUCACUCUGCGGUCCAAGCGCCCAGGUCUGGGGCUUCCAGAUAAAGGCUUAGACUACACACUGGGCAGCAGUGGUGUGGGCAAGAACCUGGCCUUGAAUGUAAAGUCUCUAUCACAAGAUAGCAUCAGAGUUACAUGGAGUGUGGCUCAAACAUCUUCUUCGUUCAGGCUUAGUUGGCUCCGCCUAGGGACUAGUGCUGCAAUGGGUUCCAUUACUGAGACUUUAGUGAGGGGUGACCGAAGAGAGUAUCUCCUUACUGCCCUUCAACCGGCAUCCAGCUACAUCAUCUGUAUGGUGCCCCUAGUCUCUGGCACUGGGAACAAAGCCGGAAUGUCAGGAGGAAACACAGACACGGAUGAGGCUCCAGUGUGUGCAAAGGCUGAGACAGCUGAUCCCAACCUGUCCGAUGUUGAUCAAGGGGAUGAUCGGGGCUCAGAGCACAUCAACUCACUUCCACUUGCUGGAAUUAUUGGAGGAGCCACUGCAAUAGUCUCUCUUACACUUAUUCUUGGAAUAUUCUGCUGGUAUGCCCAUCGUGCCAGGCGCUUUUCCUCAAGAGAUCACUACAACCGCAGUAGCUCACGAAAAAGCAAGCAUUAUGACGACUACGUUGAAUCAGGCACUAAAAAAGAUAACACCAUUCUGGAGAUCCGAGGACCUGGAUUCCAGAUGACACCAAUGGCUGCCAGAGAGACACUGCAACCCAAGCCAGUACAGGAAGACUACAUAAUACAUACUAUCUUCCCUUCCAAUGGCACAGGUCUAUACAAACCACCCCAUCCCACAACUAAUGCAGGCUAUGGCACAAACCGUGGCUAUAGAGAAGGAGGUAUUCCAGAUAUCGAUUACUCUUACACGUGAUAAGCCUGAUUUAGUGAACACUAUUAAAGUAUGGUACUGGAUAGAUGCACAUUUUUUAUCUGCAUGGGGUCUACAGAACCCCGUUGUGCCUUCUGUCUCCAUUCCAACCUUGCCUGCUGCUCAUGGCACCAAGGAAGCUCUAAAUUGGCUCAAAUGCCUACUAAGAAAUCAUUUUCUAUGUUUGGCACCAGGAAAUGGCUAUACCAUUUUAAGCAGUGAUUCCAAAUGCCAUUUCCACUCCCCUCACUAUAACCUGGUGUGUCCUCAGCACUACUGCUUUAUCUCUGGCUCCCUCAAUGAGGUGGACUCAAGAUCAGUACAAACUGUAUUUUACACAGAAAUUCAUUCUAUUUAGAGCUCAAGUCAUAUGUGAUAUGGAUAAAUGGCACUUACUAAAAAAAGAACAAAUUUGUAUGUAAACUUUCAUCUCCUGUGACUCUAAUUAGUAGCUGCCCAACUGCUUCAUAGUGUUGCUCCUGACAUGUUGUGGAAGAGUACAGUACUGGCUAGAGUGGCUAGAGAGAAAGAGAACACCAUGGUUGAUAAGGAUUUCUCAAAAUCAAUUGUUGUACAGGGAAUCAAAUAAUAUCUUGGCAGUGCAGCUCUUCGGGGACUAAAAGCUUGCUGAAGAAAACAUGGGCUAACGUUUUGGUUCCCGUUUUUGUAAGUGACUUUGGACUCGGACAUCUGGUGUCGGAUUUAAUGAGAGAGAAUAUGGAGUUACAAACAGUUGGUUGUGAAUAGUGAUGCACACUAGGUUUAAACACCUCAAAAUGAUCUGAAUAUGGUAGCGAGUUUCUUGCUGUCCGGUUCCUUUUAUCACGGAGCUGCGGGGAAAUGUGAUCUGUAAGGGUCAAUUAGACGGACAGAUUUAUUUAAAAAAAGAAAAUUGCGACACUAUUAUUAAUGUUAAUAACACAGGCAAGGUGUGUAGAUAUCUGAAUCCAACACAAAGACUUUUUGGAAGUGAAAGUAUGAAAACAUCGUGUUCCAGACUUGUUAUGUAUUUUUUCUAUAAGUUUAUUUAUCCCAUACUGCUGUCUUUUUUUCUUGGUUUAUAUCUGUUCUAUGGUUUUAAAUAAUCUGUUUAGAUAGAACUCGGUCAGUCCUGCUGCUGGUGACAUUAAAACACUGUGGUUUUUGCCUA
This is a messenger RNA of Tachysurus fulvidraco (yellow catfish), 4381 nucleotides long. It is a transcript of the gene flrt1a, whose product is annotated as fibronectin leucine rich transmembrane protein 1a. The transcript is spliced from 3 exons. The record is from RefSeq and is a predicted model, not a curated record. Lineage: Eukaryota; Metazoa; Chordata; Actinopteri; Siluriformes; Bagridae. Gene Ontology annotation, molecular function: protein binding. Bases 1141 to 3234 code for a protein of 697 amino acids.